AUGGUAGAUUUUGAUCAAGAAAUUGGCGAGAAACUCAUCUUCAUCCCUUCCAAAUCUCCUACUUUACCAUUAUUUUUGUUGCAUCAUCAACUCAAUGAAAACACUACAACCGUUAUCUCCUAUCUUGCUUUAUUUUCAACAUCGCUGAAGCUAACUCAAGGGAAACAUUUGAGAAAGUUUGUUAAAACUGAGAUGGGCUUAAAGGUGGAUCCCAAUUUCCUUAUUAUAAUGGGGGGCUUUAUACCUAUGGAAACGGAAAGUAAGGCAAAGGAUGAUUCUCAUAUUUUUUUCAUGACAAUGUACCGUCGCCGCGAAUUCACUAUUAAUUUCCAUUUGUAA
Vicia faba (fava bean) is the source of this 339-nucleotide messenger RNA. The record is from the annotation of a GenBank genome assembly. NCBI's taxonomy places the organism in Eukaryota, Viridiplantae, Streptophyta, Magnoliopsida, Fabales, Fabaceae.